AUGUUAGAAAAUUGGCCGUUCAUCGAAUACGAAAGAGCCACUUACGCAGUUAAGCGGCAGGAGCCAAGCUGCAUGGUGAUGUCAGCCUACUUGGGAAGAACCGUUGGUCCAGCUGGACGUGGGCAGAAAUUCUACCGGGAACGGAUACUGGCGUUGCAAUGUAAUGACCCAGGUGAGAGUGAGUGCAUCCCUUUCGCCGGCCCAAAUCGCAAGUGCUGGGAGAUGCUUUCCCCAUGGAUCAUUCUCCUUGACCUCAUUGGAGUCGCGUGGGCUGCUGAGAGCAGUUAUGAUCAUGAUGAGUACUACGUGGGCUCCAAUGGCUACUUCUACCUUUGUGGUUCCACGGAAAGUGACUGGCCAGGCUUCACAAAUGCAGGGUAUUCAGACUACGUGUUCGUUACUCUGGACAGCUCCGGCACCUUCUUGGCAGCUGAUCAGAUCGGAAGUGGUAGCCACGACUGGUGCCAGUCUUUAGCCGUCGAUGCGAGUGACAGCGUCUAUGCCGUCGGCCCGAAAGGGCACUCAGGGGGCUCUGCCCCAGCUACGGAUUCGAUACUGGUGAAGUACAACAGCACUGGAUGUCGGCAAUGGAUGGUCAGCCUCGAUGGUCUCAACGGCGGCGGGACUGUAAGCCGCGUUUCCAUCGAUUCUUCGGGUGAUCUGAUUGUUGCGGGCGUCAUUGGCGGAGCCUUCGCCGGAUUUGCCAGCGCCGGCAGCGAUGACGUCUUCGUCCAGAAGUACAACACGAACGGCAUUGUCCAGUGGAGCUUUCAAACAGGAUCCCCUGGGAAGGAGCAUGUGGAGGACAUGGUUCUGGAUUCUUCAGACAAUGCCAUCGUGGUUGGAUAUAACUAUGCGCAACCGUGGGCAGGCCAAACAUUUCCAGAUGGUUGUGACGGGUUCGUGACGGUCUGUGAAACUGGAUUCAUCCUCAAGGUGGACAACUCGGGAAAUCAGCUUUGGAUGUAUCCUGUUACCCCGACUUCUUCCGAUAGAACCUCGGGAUGGCUUCGAGCAGUGGCAGCAGAUGCGUCGGAUAGCAUCUACACUAGCGGAUGGAUGAGGGCAGAUGGUUCAGCCGGAAACUUCAACGGGAAGUCGUUAUCCCAGGACACGCAAUACUACUACUUGCUGAAGUUGAAUGACGCCGGAUCGCUGCAAUGGACCAAUUUUGACUCCUCCGCGCGCGCUGAUGCGUUAACCUGGGCUGCUUCAGCGCAACAGCUGCUUUCGGCUGCCGGCGAGAACACGGAAGUGCAGAUGAAGAGUCUGUCCACAGAGGAUGGUCACAUGAUCUGGGCUGAAAUUACGGACGUCCGCACGCUCACCGCAAAAGCUAUCGCAGCACCUGGGGAAAUCUUCUACGUAGGUGGAACUACGCGCAGUGGAGAGGCUGUGCCUUCCCACACAUCCUCCGGCCAGGAAGAUAUGAUGGUAUGGAUACUGGAUGCGAGGACCACGACAACGACUACAUCUAGGACUGUAUCCACCAGCUCUACCAUCACCGGAACUACAUCAACAUCAUCUACAGCCACCCGAACUACGUCAACGGCCAGCAGUACAAGUUUCACAUACACCAGCACAGCCACAAUCAGCACCAGUGUCACAAGCACAAGCACCACAAGCACAAGCACCACAACCACAAGCACCACAACCACAAGCACCACAACCACAAGCACCACAACCACAAGCACCACAACCACAAGCACCACGAACACAAACACCACGAGCACAAGCAUCACCACAUCUUCUUCGUCGUCCACUUCCAGCAGCACCGCCACAAGUACGACAAGCAGAUCCCAGACGUCGACAACCAGCACCAGCACUGCAUCAUCAACUUCCACAACGAGCGUGAGCAGCACCAUCACGAGCACUGCAUCAACCUCGAUUACUUCCAGCAAGACGUCGAGCAGCACAACCACAAGCAGUUCAAGCAUGAGCAGCACCAUCAGCUCUUCGAGUACAUCCACCACAUCGUCCAGUACAACGACAUCGAAGAGCUCUUCUUCGACGCUCAGCACGAGCUCCACCAGUACGACAACGAGUUCGACCACAUCCACUCUCACGAGUCUUACGGCCACCACCACCGUGAGCUCAACUACUACUACCACGACGGUGUUGGGCGCGUUCGUUAUGCCCAACAUCGAUUCGGCGUCCCCUUUGGGAGCCCUGAUGCGAGAGUCAUUGCAAGAGGCCGUGAAGGCAGUGGUGGAUGGAGCGUCGUCCCGGAACGCAAUCACAAGCACAGGCAACGUAUCUCUUGUGAAGUUGGGUGGACAAGCUACGCAAGCCGGAAGUUCGGACGGCGUUGCCAUGUCUACGCCUGUACGCGUGUCUGUUCCACCCAGCCUUGUGUCGGAUCUAUCAAUGAAUGCAACACCUUGGCUGAGCACCGUGAUGAUGGACAGCAGCGUUGUGAAUCACCUGUCCAGCCGUUCCUCCGACGGGCCAGUUACGUUCAGAUCGCCGGUGGUGGAGAUCUCCCUUAUGCAGGAAACGCAUGGCCGCGUUUCCGUGGCUGAGAUUUUUGGGCUUCUGACCCCGAUUGCCAUACGACUCUCGAACGACGAGCUGCCGCCUGGACAGCGCUGUUAUUGGCUGGACCAAGUGAGCGGGAUGUGGUCUGAUGCUGGGACGGAAAUACCUGAUCACUGGCAGUUGAGAGCGCUGCAGGUCGCGCCCUUGGAUGGAACUUGGUGCCUCGUGUCCCACCUCACUACAUUCGUGAUUGCAACACCUCCACCAGCACCCGUGCCUCCAGAUAACACGCCGCUGGUUGCUUCCCUCUCGAGUGGGGUCUCAGUUUUUGCAUUGACCGUCGCCGGUCUCUGCUAUCGCCAUGUACACCAGGUGCUCAAGAAGAAAAAGCUCCAGAAAGAAGAGCAGGAUAAAUAUGAGCAAAAGGAGCAGUUCAGAAAAUGGUACGUUGAGUGGUAUCCGCACCACCGGCACACGAUCUUCAGCAUCAUGCAAACUGCCAUGGAUGAGGGUGCCAAAGGAUUGGUUCUCUUGAAAAUCGCUGCGGACCAGCCGGGCACAUACACAGAGGACUCAUGGACAGAUCUCCAGACUGACUUGAGAGAAGCAUUCAGGAAGGGGAAUCGUCCAUUCAGUGAUGGUCGCCUUGACUUCCAGUCCCAAGUACAAUGGCAGCCAUGUUCGCGGAGUGAGCGGUUGCGUGAAGAGUUGCACCACAGUGCGAGGGAGGAGACGUUUGUCAUCAUUGUCUCUUGCAUCGACUCGGAAGUUGCGGCCGUGAAGGAUGCAGUGCGAAUCCACAACAAACACCGCGCCCCAGGACUUGGAAAGGCGAAGUUUGCAUGGUCAUCGCCAUUGAAACAUCACGAAGCAUCAACGGUGCACAUUUCAAGGUCUUCGUCCUGGUUGAAGAAGGCCACAAGCCAUGAGAGUGUGGGCGCAAAGAAGAGCAUCCGAAGUAUGCACUGGUUCAGCCACUACAAAUUCACGAUCUACGGUGUUGCGCAGACGGCCAUCGACGAAGGUGCACAAGGACUGCUGCUGCUCGGUGUGCAACCGGGUCUUCAAAACGAAAUGACGAAUGCGGAAUUUCCGGCUAUUCAAAAAGAAUGGAACAGAGCUCGCGAUCUAAAAGUUUUUCCCUUUUGUGAUGUCGGCGGGAUGCAGCUGAUUGAGACGAAGACGAACUGCGGAUUCUCACGCGUGACCCAGAACAAGUUGUGGCAAGAACUGAAGCACUACACCCAAGAGAACCAGUAUGUCCUGAUUAUCUCAUGCACAGAUGCCGACGAAGCCAAUGUUGUCAACACAGUUAUGCGAUUCAAUCAAGAGCGACCUCCGGGACAUGGGGAGGUGAAGCGCGCAUGGGCCACCGCAAAAGAUAUGUAUGGAGAUCGCCCCCGUGAGCAUUUUGACGGAGUCGCUCACCAUCAGCAAGCCUCCGUGGAACAUCACAGGCCCCAUGGUGACUCUCUGCAAGACUCAGUUCGCAUUCACAUCGAGGAUUUAGAGCCUGAAGAGGAGAGCACCCUGCAGUACGCUGGGGCUCCAACAACCACCAGGACAGCGAGAAGCUUUCCCGGUAACCUCCGUGACUGA
Molecule: messenger RNA, 4077 nt
Organism: Symbiodinium natans
Lineage: Eukaryota; Dinophyceae; Suessiales; Symbiodiniaceae
Source: the annotation of a GenBank genome assembly